AUGGACAAAAUCCAUUGGGCCAUUCACAGUUUCCUCCCCUAUAAGGCGGCAGGACCCGACGGCAUAUUCCCGGCACUCCUACAGUGGGGGGGUAAAGCCCUAAUAGUCAGACUUGCUGCCAUAAUUCGAGCCUGUCUUGCUCUUAAAUAUGUUCCUAGGGGAUGGAGGGAAGUGAAAGUUACAUUCAUACCCAAACCAGGUAAGAGCGACUACACUGACCCUAAAUCCUACAGGCCCAUUAGCCUCACAUCCUUUCUCCUAAAGACGAUGGAGAGGAUGUGUGAAAGGGAAUUAAGGGGGUCGGCGCUAAUGAACUUACCACUACACGACAAGCAACACGCCUACAGUCUAGGCAAAUCAACAGAAUCGGCCCUUCAUAAGGUAAUUAAAAAGAUUGAAGAGGCCAUCCAAAACAAAGAAAUAUGUUUAGGUUCCUUCAUAGAUAUAGAAGGUGCUUUUGACCGAACGAACUUCUCCAGCAUAAAAGGUGCACUCGGUAGACACAAAGUUGAACCGGCACUGAUCGACUGGAUAGUUUACAUGCUCAGUACACGAAUAAUAAAGAUUGCUAGUGAAUCUCAACCAAUCCAAAUUAAGAAAGGCUGCCCGCAGGGUGGGGUUCUCUCACCUCUCCUGUGGAAUAUGGUCAUUAAUGAACUCAUCAGCAAAUUAAAUGACAAUCACUUCUAUACAGUAGGUUAUGCUGAUGACCUGACAAUACUGGUCUCUGGAAAGACAGCAAGCAUAGUGUGCGACCUGACCCAAGCGGCUCUCCGUAUAGUGGAGAGAUGGUGCAGGGAACACGACUUAACCGUCAAUCCAAAUAAAACGGUUUUAGUUAUGUUCACACAAAAACGAAAGCUGAAUAACUAUCAUCCUCCAAGUCUUUUUAGCACAAAACUCCAGCUAUCCUCUGAGGUAAAAUAUUUAGGUCUUACCUUGGACAGCAAACUUAACUGGAAUAAACACAUAGAAAACAAAAUCAACAAAGCUAGUAUAACUUUCUGGCAAUGCAGAAACAUGAUUGGCAAAAGAUGGGGAUUGACGCCAAAAAUCAUACUGUGGCUUUACAAAACUGUAAUUCGGCCCAUGAUCACAUACGGCGCUCUGGUAUGGUGGACCAAGACAAAUGAAGCCACCAUAAUUAAAAAGCUUCAGCGCUACCAGAGACUGGCAUGUAUGGCUGCCACAGGCUGCAUGAGAACUACGCCAACAGCAGCCUUAGAAGCGAUGCUGGAGCUAACUCCGCUUCAUUUACAUAUACAACAAGAAGCGACUUUAGCUGCCAUCAGACUCAAGACCCUAAAUCUUUGGAGUAAGAAUAGUGUCCCUCAUACAGGCAUAAUUGAUAGAAUUCACUCAAAAAUUCCUAUCCUACAAGCCAAAUACGAUAGGAUUCCUAAACAAUUUGUUUUCGAUAAGAAAUACAAGAUACAGUUAAAUGAAAACAGCCAGCCGGAAGGAUUAAGCCCAAAAGAGCUUAGAAUUUUCACCGAUGGUUCUAAAACAAAUGAAGGUGUAGGUUCUGGAGCUUUCUCUGAAGACCUCAAUAUUCACAUAUGCACACCGCUGGGUACCUAUAACACGGUCUUUCAGGCGGAAUGUAUGGGUAUCAUUCAAGCGGCCAUAGCAAUAGAUGCUAGGAAGGUUAAUGACUUCCCCAUCAGAAUACUGACCGACAGUAGGGCGGUACUCCAAGCCCUGAGAUGCAAUGUGGUGAACUCGGGACUAAUAUAUGAAUGCCAUCAACGAUUAAAUGAGGUAUGUAAAAACAACAAUGUGACCCUGCAAUGGAUAAAGGGACACAGUGGAUCCAGAGGCAACGAUGCAGCAGACGAACUGGCUAGAAGAGGAUCGGCUUUGGCCACUAUAGGGCCGGAACCAAUCAUACCAAUCCCCUUUGGUAACGUUUGUUCACUGGUACGUAGACACUUCACUAAUCAACACGCUCAGCUUUGGAAAAAUCUAGUAGACUGUAGACAAGCUAGGGAUGCCCUGCCUGAAAUUAACAGUCGCUUAACAAAAGUUUUAAUGAGACUGAACAAGCCGCAGAUUAGGAUAGUAACAAGUGCUAUCACAGGACACGGCACCUUUAACAAACAUUUAUUUACUAUAGGUGUUACAGAUAGUCCCCUGUGCAGGGCAUGUAUGGGGGAGGAAGAAACGGCGGCCCACGUGCUACUGAAAUGUCCGGAGGUCGCUACAUACAGGGCUAAACAUCUCGGCACGCCGGGAUCACUCCCCGAAGUUGCAUGCAACAUCAAGGGCCUGUUGAGCUUCUUCGGAGAGAUCUCAUGGCUCGAAUAA
Parnassius mnemosyne (clouded apollo) is the source of this 2307-nucleotide messenger RNA. The record is from the annotation of a GenBank genome assembly. NCBI's taxonomy places the organism in Eukaryota, Metazoa, Arthropoda, Insecta, Lepidoptera, Papilionidae.